Messenger RNA from Metopolophium dirhodum (rose-grain aphid), 8191 nucleotides. RefSeq lists its product as uncharacterized. The transcript has 17 exons. Gene Ontology annotation, cellular component: SWI/SNF complex. NCBI's taxonomy places the organism in Eukaryota, Metazoa, Arthropoda, Insecta, Hemiptera, Aphididae. Gene Ontology annotation, biological process: positive regulation of DNA-templated transcription. The record is from RefSeq and is a predicted model, not a curated record. Bases 573 to 4226 code for a protein of 1217 amino acids.
CACACUUACACACGCACGGUCGGGCGCGAGCAACUCGCACACGCACACGGGCGCUCACACACGGGCGCGCGCGCGCACACAAACACACACACACACACACACACUCACGCUCAUCAUCAAUUAUGUGGCCGUGCCGCCGACGACGGAUAAUGUAGUAGUACCCGAAAUACGUAUCGCGCGUCGUUGUGUUUAUUGUGAAUAUCAUGUUAUGUUGUUGUUAUCGGCCACGCUAAUUGCCGUCCGUGUAUCGUUGUACGACGGCGAUGUUAUUGUCCGAGCUACAGCGACAUUAGUGCCGCGCGCCGCCAUCGAAUUAUCGCGAUCGUCGCCGUCGUCGUUGUUGUUAUUAUUAUUAUUAUUAUUAUUAUUAUGUAACGGAAUCGGAUCGCCGGACACUGCUGCUGGCGUCGUGCGCGAAACGGUAAGAGUGCGAAACAAUAUCACUGUUUGCCGCAAAACCCGAACGAAAAUUAAUCACAACCUUUGCAUUGACAACAACAAGUAGUUGACAGGAUUCAACGAAAAAAUAAAUCCAACUAAAAUUCAAUUCUAGGUGGCUAAAGCGUAAUUGAAUGUAUGGUGUGUGCUGCAGACUGGAAGGCACCGUGGAUUCUAUACCACAGGGCCUAUUAGACGGCCGCCCUGCCAGUUCAGUGCUUCUCACUCAUCACCAGUAUCAACAAUUACAACACAUACAAGCACAACAAGAACAAGCUGCUGCAGGAGGAUUAACAUUAACACUUCAUCAUCAAACUACCGGUACAGGAAAUAAUGGUGUACUCACAGGAGGACCUCAACUAGUUCUUGCAAGUUCUCAGGGACAAGGAAUAACCACUUUUCCAACCGUUACCACUCAACAAGGUACAACAUUACAUCACCAUACGAGUUUUCAACAAGUGCUACAUCAACAUGUUCAGCACUCAAACAUUCUUCACUCAACAAGCAUACGACAGAUGGGUGCCCAACAGCACACAUCUGGUACAAUGGUUCAACAACAACAGGCUACGGCAAUAUUGGAUACCACAAACACAAAAUGUAUACCACAAUCACCUUCAUCACCAUUCUCUUCUCGAUCACUUACUCCCUCUCCUCAGCAGAGGGUUAUUACACCCCAACCACAAGUUAUCCAUCAGGUGAUGAGUGCUAAUGGGCCGGUUUUACAAUUUAUUCAAUCAAAUAGUCGAAAUAAUGUAAAUAAUGUUCAAGUAAAAAAUAAACCGCCCCAAAUAUUACCUAAACCUAAUAAUCAUAUACAGAACCAUGCUAGUAUUAACAGCAUUAAGUCACAACAAACACAUCAUUCAACCUCAAUACAUAGUCAACAACAAGGUGCUUUCUUGAUAAAUCAAAUUAUGCCAACUGCUGGUGUAAUAGUCGGUCCUCAAACAACUAGUGGCCUCCAGCUUUUUCUCAGAUCCCCCAAUACUCAAAACCAUAAUACCCAACAAGCUCAAGUCACUUGCAAUGGUACUCAAAUUUUACUUCAACAACAACCUAGACAACAGUCAAACCAGGUUGUGAGGUUAGUAAGUGGCCAAAGUGUUCAACUACAGCAAAUCCAAACAUGUUCUGGUCCAGCUUUAGUUGCAUUAUCACCUCAAUCCAAUAUCACACAAUCAUCAAAUAAUAGGUCAAUGAAUAUUAAAAAAAAGAAACCAAAAAUGCAUUCAAGGCCACAUGAUGAUGAACCUGUACGAUUAGACCUUGCAAAUCUAAUCAAAUUAUCUGGAAUUGAUGAAGAAGAAUCUGGUACACCUACAAUGCAACAAAAUCAAUUAAAUCAAAAUAAUAGAAUACAACAAACUCCAACCCCCCCUCCACAAUCUCAUCAACAAUCUGCACCUUUAUUAGCUCAAUUGCAAACGCCUACUUCUUCAUCUCAAGGAGGUUUUCGUUUGUCUUUGGUAGAAGAUGGGCGUAUGAUUGUACAUCAACCACAGAUUACCACUAAUACACUAACUCAGAAUGUUUCUGCAAGUGUGGCUGCUGCAGCUCAAUCACAGUUAGCUCAGUUAGUUGCUGAUCAUGGUGGUCACAUUCUUCAAAAUGCUGUUCUGAGUGUGGCUGGUUCCGAAUCAUUACUUCUCAAAGGAGGCAAUGCAACGUUACCCACCCAACCACAAAAUGGUUCUGGCAUGCGUAUUUUGGCAGAUGUUUCUGGUCGUCUUCAAAUUGUAACUGUAUUAGAACCCCAAUCAUUACAACAAAAUAUUAUUAAUGGCCAACAUUUGAUGUUCCCUACUUCUGGUACUCCUGUAAGUGUUGAAAAUCGACAAAAUCAUCAGCAAUUUGUCAUGUCCACACCAGUAGAAGAUCAACAAAAUAAAGUAAUGCAGCAAAAUAAUAGUAUUCGAGUAAUGCAUAGCAGUAGUACAAUGGUGUCAAGUUUAGACCAUCAACAAAAUAGUAGCAUUCAACUUGUUUCUAACAUGAUGGAUAGUCGGCUGUUAGUAGCACCCAAUAAUGAUUCUUCAAGAAAUAAUGAUAUUUUAUUUAAUGAAGAACAAAACCGAUUGCAAAUAGUAACCAAUUCUUCUACAAUGAAUAAAAAUGUAGAGAUACAAAAUCAAUCGCCAAUAAUUCAUACUUCAGAAAGAGUGAUGCAAACUUCAAUAUCAAGGUCUAAAACCGUACCAGUAUCUUCACAUAGUCCUAGAAAUAUUCAAUCUGUGAUAAGUCCUCAAUGUAGCCCAGCUAUGUCUCAUAGCUCUAGAAGCAAUUCAAAGAGCCCUGCCUCCUAUAAUUCUCCUAUACCAUCCCCAAAUGUUUCUCAGUCAUUUACUCCAAUGUUGCCAAAUCGGCCAAAUUUAACAAUUGUAACGUCACCACAACAAAGCAACAUGCAGUUUUCAAAACCAUGUGCUGCCGUUAUAUCACAAUCAAAUGAUAAUCACAUGACAUUGUCUAAUUACCAAACAUCUAUAAUUAAUAGAACAAAUAACAGAAGUCCAUUAGCGGUUCCAUCAAAAAUAUUUAGGCCAAAUAGUCCACCUAAAGCUUCUGUUCCACUAGAAGUUCAAUCCCAAAAUGCAUUUUUGGAUAGUAUUGCUCAAUCUCAUCCAAAUAUAUUGAUCAAUAAGACUAUGGUUGUCCCCCCAUGUGCAAAUAAAGCACCAAUUAAACCAAGAAAAGUAAAAAGAGCUGCUGUUGUGAAACCAAUGGUAUUUCAAUGUGAUGAAAAAGAGAAAGAACACCAUGAUACACCAGUUCCUUUGAAUUCACCAGAGAGUAGUAUUUCAAAUCAAAGGGUAAAAACUAUACAACUUACACCACAAAAACAACAGUUGUUAAAAGCAGUUCAAAAUCAAAUAUCUGCUCUGAGCGCAAAAAAAUACCGCACAAGUAGUGAGCAAACUGCUUUACAAAGAUUGUUUAAUGAGCAACAGAAAAUUUUACAAUGUGGCAAAAUUGUUCCUACUGUUUCUGGGCAAAAUUCACAAGGAAUUACCUAUGUAUCUACACCUGUAAGAUUGGUGCCUCCACCUUGUCCAAUGGCAUCAAGUCCACCUCAUACCUUGUCACCUCCUCUUACAGUGCAAACCUCAACGGUUGCAUCUCCUCCAACUAGUAAUAAAUCAACAUCUCCCUUACAUGUACAAGUCGGAACUCAAACGUCUUGUGAACCUUCACCAACUCUUCCUGCAUUCAGUGCUUCAAAACGAAUAUCGUUAAUUUCUGAGAGGAUAGCAGCUGAUCAAUCAGGUGCGACUAAUCCAGAUGUCGUCACACCAUUUAGUUCGGCAAGUGACGCAGUUAAAAGAUUAUCACGGUAUCAUUGUUUGAAUGAAGCAGUUUUAUCAGAAAGAGAUUUGGAGUUGGCUGAUGAAAUUUUUGAGUCGACUGCCAAACAAAUGUUAGAUAAAAAAACAUCAUUGUUUAACAAAUACCGUUACCUAUUAUUUAAAGAAAGCAUGAGGGAAGUGCAAACAUCUGAAUUGAUCAUGUUGGGUCGAAAAUUUGAUGCUGAUGAGUCUGCACAAUUACAACAGUUAAAACAAAAUUUGAACACAAAUUCAGUUAAUUCAACGAGUUGUAGUGAUGAACCUAUAUCUAAAAAACGUGAACACCAACUGGAGGAUGAACAGUCUACAUCAGAAAACAAACGGCAUUGCCCUGAUGAUGAAGAAAUAAAUGCACAGGUGCAAAACGCCAUAGACAGUAUUUUGAAUUUGCAACGCAGCGAUCCGGCAACGGAUGAAGCGGUGCGCAGCAUUUUACCGUCCUAGCAUACUGGUCAUAGGAAAUGUUUGACCACAGCGUGAACAUUAAAAUAUUGGUUCCUCAGUGUACGGAUUUCCUAAACUCGAUUAUGGUAAUAUUUGACUGUGUUAAUUUAAUUUUUUUCCUUUCUUUUUUAUAUAGAUAUUUUUUCUUUAAAAUAUCUUACACAUAAUGAAACAAAUGUUUAAGUAAAAAAAUAUGUUAAGAUAGAAAUUUAAGAUAGUGUAAGGAUGGGCUUCAACAAUUCUAUAAGAGAUUUGGAAUCCUAAGUAUAUUCUUCUUGACAAUUAUGAUGUUACCAAAUUAUUAAUUUAAACAAUUCUUUAUCUAGUCUACAAACAAGUUGUUGUAUCACAUGUGUUAUUAAUGGGUUAUAUUUAUCAGUUUUCAUAGUUAAAAUAAUUGAAAAUUCAGUCAUGAAACUAAUGAACUUACUACAUCAGUUAGUUAGUUAGUUUUAUUUUUACCCUAUUAAUGAGUUUAAAAUAUAUUGCCACGUAUUUUGUUGUAUUAAUUCAUAACUUUCAGUCGGUCUCUUACUUUGAAUAAUAUAUAUUAUUGUAAAUUGUUACAAACCCCAUUUUAUUAUGUACAUCCAAUUAAAAAAAAAAAAAAAACUAAUAUGUGAUCAAGUACAUAAAAUAGUUAUCAAGAUAUUUUAUUCGUAUAUUUCUCUCAACUUAUAUUAAUUAUUUGAUAUAGACGAGAGGUAUGAGAUAUAAUUAUACAAAGUUUCGUAUAAUAAUUUACAUAAAUUAUAUACAGAGUGAUUGCAAGCAUGCUGUCGUCCCCAUUUUCCUUAAGUAUUAAAUGUAUACAAAUUCUGUUUUUUUUGACAUUUAAUUAAGAUUUAUUUACCAUUUAAUGAGUGUCCUAUGGCAAUAUAAACUUUUUUUUUUUCAAAAGAGUCCCAACGUGUUUAAUUUUAAAUUAUUAUUAGGCAAAUGAUUUUUUAAAACAUUUUGAUGUAGCUAAAUUAAAAUUUGAACAAAACGUUUGUGUGUUCUUUAAAUCUUAUUACUCAGGUUAACGUAGUCCUUUAAAAUUGUUUUGCAAAACUAUAAAGUUGAUAACCUAGUACUUAUUAUACUAUGAAGAUUUUACAAAGUAUAAAAUUAUAGAUUAAUAUGAAUUACUAUAGUUUUCAAAUCAUAUAUCCAAAUCUAUUAUUGUAGUACACUCUGUUCUAUAACUCAAAAACCAGUUUAAAUUUUGAUUUGUGUACCAAAUAUUUAAAAAAAAAAAUCAUCUACUCAACAAUUUACAGUAUAGUGUUCAAAUUGUAUAAAAAAAAAUAAAAGCUGGAAUCACCACAGGACAUUUUUUCAACGGUGUAAAAAAAUAUAUUUUCUCUGGGGGUGGCGGCAUGCUUAGUGUAUUACUCAUUUAUCUUGUAUAUCAUGUAUUCAUGUAUUUUAUUUUCUUACUAUAUGUUAUAUUUUGUUAUUAAUUGUAACCAAACAGUAUUUCUUAAUAUUAAUUAAUGAUACAGAUAUUUUUGUACUAUUUAAUACAUUUCCAGAAUUCAGAAUAGAUUACCUUAAACGCAUUGUGUUAGUUAUCAUCUUAUUUUAUUUUUAUCAUUUAGUCAAUGUCUAAUAUCAUAAUAUGUAGUAUAACAUUAAAUUAACCCAUUACCUACCUCACAUGAUUUCAACUUAAAAGUUAAAAAUAAUAUCAAGUUUUCAAUCAUACAUUACUGUCUAUUGUGAAAUGUAAAUUUAUACAAAAUUAUAUUGGAGUGGUUAAUACAUACUCGACUCCGUCCCUCAAUUUUUAUAUAUAGCAAUAAAGGCAACCAAGUAUUAAAAUAAAUUAUUCAAUAAACACAAUAUUGUGAUAACAUUUUAACAUAGUAUUUUUGUUUUUUUGUAUAUGAAUUACUCCUCUGAUAGUAAAUAGUUUUAAGUUAAGUGUCAUGAUUCAUCAUAGCAAUUUUAUAUUGGGGUUCUAUAUAACACCAAGGCUAAAAAUAUACUUUUUUUCUAAUAUAGUUUAUUCAAUUUUUUCAUUAGUAUAUUUUGUAUACUGUUAAACAAUUGGUAAUGUGCUAUCUAUUAAAGAAUAAGUAAUUUUACUUUUUAAAUUGUAGUAUGUUAAAUGUUAAAUGUUCAUUGAUAUUCUUUAAAAAUAAUCUUCUAUAAUGGCUUGUAAAAAAAAAAUAUUUGUCAAAUAUUGAUUGAUCUCUAGACUACACAUUACUGUAAUAGACUUUUGAGUAAAUAAAAUCCGAUUUUUUUUUAGCACCCAUCAUUUUACUACCUAGAUAGUAGAUAAAUAAAAUAAGACUUCUACUAUGACGUGUUUAUUAAUUUUUAUACAUUUGAAAAUAAAAAGUCUAAACUCUUUCGUGCGCGGAAGUAUUAAGCUUCUGCGUGUUAAAAAUAAAACAUAAUGUAUGAGCUAUGAUUUGGUAGCACACUAUAGAAUUAAAUACUAUAAGUCAAGUACUUUACAAUUUCUAAGCAAUAAUCAGUGUAUGUUUAAUAUAAUAUGCCCAGGUGAAGGGUAUAAAAUAAUAUGGUGGAAAAAUAUUACGUAAUUAAUCAUUAUUCUGUAGAUAGCAUAUAACAUGUCUCGAUAUAUAUUUUUUAAAUUUCAAGAUAAAAAAUAAUGAAAAAUAUAUAACUUGUAUUUCAUUAAGUAAAUUUAUUUAAGUAUGGCGCUAUUUCAUUGAAAAUUAAUACAGUUUUAUAACAAUGUUCAGCAUUUCUUUCAAACUAAACUAAGAUAUUUUUGAAAACUUUUCUCUUUAUUAUAUGACAUUGAAUUCGACAUGUAGAGAAGAAAAGGAUCAUGAUUAACAUAAAUUUGGUUUACACAAUUUUUAUUUGAACUUGAAAUUUUAGAAUUCACGCAAAUAACUCAAAGUCAUGACAUUUUCAGCCCAUCCUUACUACUUUUUUUUGCACAAAAGUCACAUAUUUGAAAUAUUAAAAGUUUUAUUAUUUUAAAGCAUCACUUAAUUAACUAGAAUACCAUAAAUUCACUUGACACAUAAUUAGAUACCUAUUUUAUAGUUGUUUAAUAAUACCCAUUAAUUUUAUUUUAUUUUUGUAUUUAAUUUAUGAUUUAUUUCUUCUGGCAACUAUCCUCGCUUUAGGUUUAGACUUUAAAUAUUUUAAUGUACCUUACCUUAACUGGCAUUUGUUUCAAUUUUAAAAUUGUCAUUGGCCAAUUAUAAUUAAAACUAGAAAAAUAUUUUGGCUCAUGUUGAUUAUUAAAAGUUUAAAGCAAGAACUCAAGUAAAUAGUUAAUUAUUCCCCCAAAUUCAAAAUCAAUUAAUUCAUCAUAUUAUAUUUUAUUUCAAUGUGUUAACGCUAUUAGUAGUUACAUUGAAUAUCAAUAUGGGCUUUGUUGAAAGUGUACCAACAACCAACAUAGGCCAAAAUAUUUUUCUAUUAUGCAUUUCCCAUUUGUUUAGUUACCAAAAGCAUUUAUAAUUUAAAAAAAUAAAUUUUAGUUUUUCUUUUGUGCAAAAUAUUAUAUUGUUUGCCAAAUGUAUCGCCGUUAUAUUUAAAGUGUAUAAUGUACUUUCGUUUAUGUUAUUUGAACGAAAGUUUUUUCCACAGGGUAAUUUAAAACCUAAAAUAAAAUUUUAAAUAUUUAUUCACUUUAGUCAAGUGUACUUAAAUAUAAACUAAUGUAACUCACUAAACGAGUAGUAUUUUAUAAUAUGCACGUACGUUUUUUUUCUACGUGUCUUGUAUAAGAUCUCAAAUGCACAAAUCUAUAGAAUUUGGGCAAAAAUCUAUAAUCUAGAUAAACAUUUUUCAUUUUGCCAUUAAUUAUAUAUUUAUAUAUAUAUACAUAUAUUUUUUUUUAAUUUAUUUUAAAGUUACUUUAUUUGUAUAAUUGUUUAGUUUAAGUCUGUAUAUGUAAAUUAUUAUUGUGCUUAAAAUGAUGUUUUGUUGUGUAUAUAAUUAUUUAAAAAUAAACUGUGAAUUAUUGUAAUAAUUUUGCAUUCUUU